AUGCUGGGCAUUAGGGCUACAGUGGUUUCAAAAGACCUCACCAAAAUACUAUCUCAAAUGGAACAUGCCAUGGAAACCAUGAUGUUCAUGUUCCACAAGUUUGCUGGGGAUAAAGGCUAUUUACCAAAGGAGAACCUGAGAGUACUCAUGGAAAAGCAGUUCCCUGGAUAUCUGGAAAAUCAGAAAGACUCUCUGGCUGUGGACAAAAUAAUGAAGAACCUGGACCUGGACCAGUGCCGAGAUGGGAAAGUGGACUUCCAGAGCUUCUUUUCACUAAUUGCUGGGCUCACCAUCGCAUGUAAUGAGUAUUUUGUAGUAUACAUGAAGCAGAAGAGAAAGAAGUAG
This is a messenger RNA of Mirounga angustirostris (Northern elephant seal), 345 nucleotides long. RefSeq names its product protein S100-A10-like. The transcript has 2 exons. NCBI's taxonomy places the organism in Eukaryota, Metazoa, Chordata, Mammalia, Carnivora, Phocidae. The record is from RefSeq and is a predicted model, not a curated record. Bases 1 to 345 code for a protein of 114 amino acids. Gene Ontology annotation, cellular component: cytoplasm. Gene Ontology annotation, molecular function: calcium-dependent protein binding; calcium ion binding.